CCGCAAUGCGGAAGCAAGAGGCGGAGCAAUGAGGUUGUGAAAACUGUUACAGCGGUUAAAACGCCAAAUAAGUGUUCGAGUGUGUAUUGGAUAAUCAAUGGCGACUCAGUCGAUCGCAGAGCGAACCAUCUCGGAAAACAGCCUGGUGGUGCUGCUGCAGGGUCUGCACGGUCAGGUGACCACGGUGGAGCUACGGGACGAGAGCUCGGCGCGGGGUCGCGUCCUCAACGUGGACGCCUUCAUGAACGUGCGCCUGGAGGACGUCCUGUACCGGGACAGACGAGGAAAAGUCUCAGAGAUGGCCGACUUGUUCGUGACCGGCCGUAACGUCCGCUACGUCCACAUUCCUGACCAGGUGAACAUCGUAGAGACCAUUCAGAGCCAGCUGGAGAAAAUCCACCGAGUGCGUCACUUCAAAGAGAAAGGGAAGAAGGAAUACAGCAAGAAGAAGAAAUAAGCCAGGAAGAGUUUGUGUUCGAGAGAUUUGAUUGGAUUGGAUUUUUUCGUUUUGUUUUAAUUUUACAGUGGUGCUGUUUAUUAGUUAAAUGUUAUUGUGGAUGUCUCCUCUGUUCCUGUGUGACAAACUGACUGAAGAAGCUCUGAAUGAUGAGAACAGCUGUUUGUGUUACUUCAUCGUGAAAACAUGAUUAUGUAUUAAGCGCACCGUGACUCGAGUCUGAUAUUUGUGCCUUCUGUAAGGAGGGUUUUUGGGGGGUAAUAAACAAAUCAUUUAGAAAAUGUAGUUUUAACCAAAAAAACACACUUUACUUUGAUAAAACACACAAUACUGCAUUAUUAUACACAAUACUAUUAUGAAGGAGUUACAGUACACUUAUGGACUAAUAUGUUUAGGUGUCAUCUCUUAAAGAGACUUUUAAAUGUAGAUCCCAACAACAGAGACUUCUGGGUUUACCCUUUCAGGAAGGUUUCUAUACUGGUUUGUUCUCGGAAAGUCUAAGAGCCUUUAACCAUCCAUGGAACCCUUCAGGAACUCUUUUUGAGGAACCUUACAGAUCUUUCGAAUAUUUUAAGAACAUUUCAGAGUGUGUGCUGCUGUUGAUUUUGUUUCUAAACUUGAAUAAACUCUGUAAUACAUUAAUUAUUUUCAAUAGAACGAUACAUCAGAGGGUUCUCUGUUUUCCUUUUACUUAUGUAUGCAUAUAGAACCAUUUCAGGAACCUUUAUGAACCUUUAACCAUACACAGAACACUUGAACGUUUUUUUGGUUUCCAGGAAUGUUAAUCUUUUAUGUAAUGUUAAAUGAGAAUGUGGUUUGACCAACGUUCUAAUUGUUGCAGAGAUAAUCGUUAUUACAACAGAUAUUUUUCAGGCACAUUAUAUUUGUCAUUAUACAGCGUAACCUGGUCUAGUAAUUUCUGAAAGCUGUGAUUCUAGGUCCACUGUGGGUUCAAUUCGGUUCGAGUUUCCGACAUUGCAAUUUUCUUUUCAAUUUAAUUUAAUAGCAUUAAUGUUUAUUGUCAAAGUUGUCUUAAGCAGCUAUAUUUUUUACAGGUUGGUAUUAUUUAAAACACU
Messenger RNA from Clarias gariepinus (North African catfish), 1533 nucleotides. RefSeq names its product LSM10, U7 small nuclear RNA associated (gene lsm10). The record is from RefSeq and is a predicted model, not a curated record. Gene Ontology annotation, molecular function: histone pre-mRNA DCP binding; U7 snRNA binding. Gene Ontology annotation, cellular component: cytoplasmic U snRNP body; nuclear body. Bases 98 to 457 code for a protein of 119 amino acids. Lineage: Eukaryota; Metazoa; Chordata; Actinopteri; Siluriformes; Clariidae. Gene Ontology annotation, biological process: mRNA 3'-end processing by stem-loop binding and cleavage. The transcript has 2 exons.